Molecule: messenger RNA, 1988 nt
Organism: Sipha flava (yellow sugarcane aphid)
Lineage: Eukaryota; Metazoa; Arthropoda; Insecta; Hemiptera; Aphididae
Gene: Aldh
Product: aldehyde dehydrogenase, mitochondrial
Exons: 10
Coding region: 221-1768 (515 amino acids)
Molecular function (GO): aldehyde dehydrogenase (NAD+) activity
Source: RefSeq, a predicted model, not a curated record
AGAUAACAAACCACCAUGACGAUUGCCGGUUAGCCUGCAGUCCGGUUUUUUGGCCUUGAUCAACUUUUCUUGUUCAAUACGUUUUGCCACAAUUGCUUCGUUCGUUCUCCGUUUAGUUUGUUUCCACUUUCCCAUAAGGUAUUUCCCUCGGGGUUUCAAAACGGUUCGCUAAGACUGUCGUUUUACCCGUCGAGUACUUAAUUCACUUUUUUCAUUCGACAUGUUUCGAUUUGCUAAUAAGAUUUCGCGUUCAAGCGUGUCAGCCAUACAAAAGUGUUUUGCCAGCAAUGCACCGAAACCAAUUAUCAACCCGCCGAUUAAAUACACAGAGCUUUUUAUUAACAAUGAAUUUGUAAAAUCGUCAUCUGGAAAGACAUUUGAUACUCUUAACCCGGCUACUGGCGAAGUAAUUGCACAAGUACAAGAAGGAAAUGAUGUGGAUAUUAAUAAUGCAGUUACUGCUGCACAAGAAGCAUUCAAGUUGGGAAGCCCUUGGCGCACAAUGGAUGCUUCAAAACGUGGUGUUCUCCUACAUAAAUUGGCAGAUCUAAUGCAACGAGAUUCUGUUUAUUUGGCUACUUUGGAAGCAUUGGAUAACGGUAAACCAUUCAGUGUUGCUUCAUCUGAUGAUGUUCCUUUUAGUGUUAGUGUACUACGUUACUUUGCUGGUUGGGCUGACAAAAAUCAUGGAAAAGUCGUUCCAAUCGAUGGUAACUAUUUCGCAUAUACCAGACAUGAGCCAGUUGGUGUUUGUGGUCAAAUUAUACCUUGGAAUUUUCCAUUGUUGAUGCUGGCUUGGAAAAUUGGACCAGCUUUAGCCAUGGGAAAUGUUGUUGUUCUAAAGCCAGCUGAACAGACUCCUUUAACUGCUUUAUAUAUUGCUAGUCUUGUCAAAGAAGCUGGAUUCCCACCUGGAGUUUUAAAUAUUAUUCCUGGUUAUGGUUCUGCUGGAAAAGCUAUUGUUGACCAUCUUGGUGUAGAUAAAGUUGCAUUUACUGGUUCAACUGAAGUUGGUCAACUUAUAGCUCAAGGUGCUGCUAAAAGCAAUCUAAAAAGAGUUUCUCUGGAAUUGGGUGGCAAAUCUCCAAACAUAGUUUUUAGUGAUUCAGACAUUGAUUAUGCUGUCGAAGGUGCUCAUUUUGGACUGUUUUAUAAUAUGGGACAAUGUUGUUGUGCUGGAUCCCGAACAUACGUUCAAGACUCAAUUUAUGAUGAAUUUGUUGAGAAGAGUGCUAAAAGAGCAGAGAAACGUAUUGUAGGAGAUCAAUUUGACCCUAAGACACACCAAGGACCUCAAGUUGAUGAAGAACAAUUGAAUAAAAUUCUUGAAAUGAUUGAUAGUGGGAAAAAACAAGGAGCUUCACUUGUUGCAGGUGGAUCUCGAAUCGGCAAUAAGGGCUAUUUUGUACAACCAACUGUGUUUGCUGAUGUUAAAGAUGACAUGAAAAUAGCAAAAGAAGAAAUUUUUGGUCCUGUACAACAAAUAUUGAAAUUUAGCGAUUUUGAUGAAGUUAUUAGUCGAGCCAAUAAUUCUGAUUAUGGUUUGGCAGCAGCAGUAUUUUCCAAGAAUAUAGAUAUAGUUAAUAAAACGGUUCAGAGUUUUAGAGCUGGAACUGUCUGGGUUAACUGUUACAAUGUACUUGGAGUACAUGCACCGUUUGGUGGAUACAAAAUGUCCGGCCAUGGAAGAGAAAUGUCUGAGUAUGGGCUACAGCAAUAUACAGAAGUCAAAACAGUCAUUGUUGCCACACCUCAAAAAAAUAAUUAAUUUCAUACUUUUUUUUUAACAAUUUUUGUGUUGAACAUAGUUUAUGGAUUGUAAAAUAUAUAUAUGAGGCUACUAUUUUCCACAAUGCAUUUUGAUAGUACAUUUCAACAAUUUUAAAAACAUUUAAACAUGUGUAGUUUAUUGACUAUAAAUUGUAGAUCAGGCAAUGCAUGAUUACUAUAGUCCAAAAUGGUCACAUUAAAUAUUUUAAAUUAAGAAA